Sinocyclocheilus grahami is the source of this 621-nucleotide messenger RNA. RefSeq names its product bombesin receptor-activated protein C6orf89 homolog. Gene Ontology annotation, cellular component: Golgi membrane; nucleolus. Lineage: Eukaryota; Metazoa; Chordata; Actinopteri; Cypriniformes; Cyprinidae. The record is from RefSeq and is a predicted model, not a curated record. The annotation marks the transcript as partial. The transcript is spliced from 4 exons.
GUGACCGGUGUGUGUGUGUGUUGUGAGUGUGUGUGACAGAUGUGUAUGUGUGUGCAGCUGGUGCUGGCGGUGGGUGUUCUGCUGAUGGUGGUGCUGGUGUUCACGUAUCCUCACAGUGUGCCGCUGCUGGACUCCUCGAGCGCGGCGGGACACAACAGCUCUUCUCCUCUCAGUCACGCGCGGCUGCUAGCGCUGCCCAUCACCCAGAAAUACAAGCUGCACGGUUUUCACGAGUGGUGGGUGUCUGGCGCGCUGCAGAUGCCGCAGGGGAACUGCUCGGCCUGCGCAGACGUGACAGCGGUGAUAGAGCUGAGAGCGUCUGCGGGGAUCGAAAAACACACACAGCCACUGCUGCUCAAGGGCGGAGAGUCUCUGUCUCGCCGUAUCUCUCAUCUGGAGCAGUUAUCACAGCCAGACACACUCACAGCAACACCUGCCAACUUCACCCUGCUCUGGAGUUUCUCGUCCAGUCCCAGAGAGACGGUUCUCCGCUGGUUAUUUCCUGAUGCUGAGCUCUGCCCUCUGCUAGAGAACACAGGAACAACACUGCAGCGCUGCCAGCUGACCGACAGCACCAGCACACAACACACGGUCAGAACACACACAGAAUCACUCUCUCUC